GAUUUCAUUGUUGACAUCUGUCAUUUGUCAUUUGUAACAACAGGGUGUCUUGAUUAUUUCUCGUAAUUCGACUUUACAAAAUAAAUAAUAAUCACCAUGGAUAACUUAGAAGCCAAUAUUAUGGAUAAAUCCAUGCGCUCUGUCUUCGUGGGCAACAUCCCCUAUGAAGCCACUGAAGAAAAGCUUAAAGACAUCUUUGGCGAAGUGGGCCAAGUUCUCUCUUUCAAGCUCGUGUUUGACCGCGAAACCGGCAAACCCAAGGGUUAUGGUUUCUGUGAGUACCGCGACCAAGAGACCGCCCUCAGCGCUAUGCGUAAUCUCAACGGCUACGAAAUCGGGGGGCGCAACCUCCGUGUGGAUAACGCCUGUACGGAAAAGUCGCGAAUGGAAAUGCAAAACUUGCUAAACCAGCCGCCAGUCGAGAACCCUUACGGUGAACCAAUUCAAGCGGAAAAGGCCCCUGAAGCGAUAAGUAAAGCCGUGGCUUCGUUGCCCCCAGAACAAAUGUUUGAAUUGAUGAAGCAGAUGAAACUGUGCAUUCAGAAUAACCCGACUGAGGCCAGACAAAUGCUGCUGCAAAAUCCGCAGCUGUCUUACGCAUUGUUGCAGGCGCAGGUUGUCAUGAGGAUUAUUGAUCCACAUACAGCGAGUACGCUGCUGCAUCCUCAGAAUCAGGUUCCUGGCACUCUGGCACCGAAGGAGAAGUCGUCGGCGGGGCCGAUACCAAUUAACAAUAAUUUUGCGACAAAUCCGGCACCCGUGCAACCCCCGAGGGAGUUCCAGCCAGUCCCGGCGCCUGUCAUGCAUGGAAGCAGCCAAAACUCGGUGUUCUCAGUAGGUCAAGAUGUCGAUUUACGCUCGAUGGAUCCACGCGGCGGCACAGACCCAAGGUUAAGCCGCAUGGGCGACCAAGAUAUGCGGACCCUCCCUGGACAACUCCCCAACCCCUUGCCGCCGCCCCUCGUCGAAAACUUUCCAAAACUGGAUCAAAAACUUGACAGCUUUAGCAGGGACCCCCGCGGGGGGCCUGCGAACUUCCCUACGGACCCGAGACAGCAGCAGAGAGUCGACCCGAGACAAAAGAAUUUACCGCCGCAGCAGAAUUCGAUGCCCCCGCAACCGGUCAGGCCGCCGCCGCAGAUGUCAGGCGGGUCUCAGGGGGGACCGCAAGGGCCUCGGCCUGCCGCGAGUUCCACUCCGAACAUAGGGCCUGCGGGGGCGUCAGAUCAAGAGAAAGCGGCUUUGAUUAUGCAAGUUUUGCAACUGUCAGAUGAACAGAUCGCAAUGCUGCCACCCGAACAGAGAAAUAGUAUUUUGGUUCUGAAGGAGCAGAUUGCGAAGAGUACUCAUCGUUAGGGUUACUUAAGUUUAAUAAUUGUAGAUUGUUUAUUCAUUACGGGAGAAAUUACAGAAUUUAGCAAACAAUGGGGCAUUUUUAUGUUGUUGAUAAUGAUGUUCAUUGUUACCAACUGUGGUGUAAUGAGUAAGGCGAGUUGAAUAAAACGAGUCGUUUUCCCCAAAUAUAUUUAUUACUUCUUUACUGUAUACAUAAGAAUUAAAAAAUCUUUAAAAUUAAUAACAUAUUAUUAACACAUUUCUAUGUACAAUUUAUGUAUAUAAUAAAAAAGUCAACAACAUAA
Molecule: messenger RNA, 1640 nt
Organism: Zophobas morio
Lineage: Eukaryota; Metazoa; Arthropoda; Insecta; Coleoptera; Tenebrionidae
Gene: CstF64
Product: cleavage stimulation factor subunit 2
Exons: 8
Coding region: 97-1356 (419 amino acids)
Biological process (GO): mRNA 3'-end processing
Cellular component (GO): mRNA cleavage and polyadenylation specificity factor complex
Molecular function (GO): mRNA binding
Source: RefSeq, a predicted model, not a curated record